AUGGCAAUGCCUCGAAGAAUUAGUGAAUUUCAAUGUGCUGCUGUGGACACGGAACUAGUCAAAGUUGGCAUAAAUGUUGAGAAAAAAGUUGCAAAAGUUUCACAAUUUUUUGUUCAAAAUCACAAAGGAACUUUGGUCAAAUUGUUGAAUCCGAGAGGAACCUAA
Molecule: messenger RNA, 165 nt
Organism: Chironomus riparius
Lineage: Eukaryota; Metazoa; Arthropoda; Insecta; Diptera; Chironomidae
Source: the annotation of a GenBank genome assembly